AUGUCCUUGAUUCACCGACGGCUAUAUCGUAUAUCUGGAUUAUCGUCUGUUAAUGCUUGGAAUUUGCAGAUACGAGAAGCGGUUAAUAGAAAUGAUCCGGUGGAAUCACUUCUUCUGUUUCGAGAAAUGAAGCGCGGAGGAUUUGAACCGAACAACUUUACUUUUCCAUUUGUGGCGAAGGCGUGUGCUAGGCUCGCUGAUGUUGGGUGCUGUGAGAUGGUUCAUGCACAUUUGAUAAAGUCUCCGUUUUGGUCUGAUGUGUUCGUUGGGACAGCGACGGUUGACAUGUUUGUGAAAUGUAAUUCUGUGGAUUAUGCCGCCAAGGUGUUUGAGAGAAUGCCUGAGAGAGAUGCUACCACUUGGAACGCAAUGCUGUCUGGUUUCUGUCAGUCGGGUCACACGGAUAAGGCGUUUUCUCUAUUUCGUGAAAUGAGACUCAACGAGAUUACACCUGAUUCUGUGACUGUUAUGACCUUGAUUCAAUCUGCAUCGUUUGAAAAAAGUUUGAAGCUUUUGGAGGCUAUGCAUGCGGUUGGGAUACGUUUAGGUGUAGAUGUACAAGUUACAGUUGCCAAUACUUGGAUUUCUACUUAUGGGAAAUGUGGUGAUUUGGAUUCAGCAAAGUUGGUUUUCGAAGCUAUUGACAGAGGUGACAGAACUGUUGUGUCUUGGAAUUCUAUGUUCAAAGCAUAUUCAGUUUUUGGUGAAGCAUUUGAUGCUUUUGGUCUUUACUGUUUGAUGCUGCGUGAAGAGUUUAAGCCGGAUUUGAGUACGUUUAUUAACUUGGCUGCAUCGUGUCAGAACCCUGAAACACUAACACAAGGAAGAUUGAUUCAUUCUCAUGCAAUCCAUCUCGGUACAGAUCAAGAUAUAGAAGCGAUCAAUACCUUUAUUUCUAUGUAUUCGAAAUCCGAGGAUACCUGUUCAGCGAGGCUUUUGUUUGACAUAAUGACUUCCAGAACAUGUGUUUCUUGGACUGUGAUGAUAAGCGGGUAUGCUGAGAAGGGCGACAUGGAUGAAGCUUUGGCCUUAUUUCAUGCCAUGAUCAAAUCAGGAGAGAAACCAGAUCUAGUUACCUUACUCUCCCUCAUUUCAGGUUGUGGAAAAUUUGGUUCACUUGAGACUGGAAAAUGGAUAGAUGCUAGAGCAGAUAUAUAUGGGUGCAAGAGAGAUAAUGUCAUGAUUUGCAAUGCUCUUAUUGAUAUGUACUCAAAAUGUGGAAGUAUACAUGAAGCUCGAGACAUAUUCGAUAACACGCCUGAGAAAACUGUUGUCACAUGGACUACAAUGAUAGCUGGAUAUGCUUUGAACGGUAUCUUUCUCGAAGCUUUGAAACUUUUUAGCAAGAUGAUAGAUUUGGAUUAUAAACCAAACCACAUAACAUUCCUUGCCGUCCUUCAAGCUUGUGCUCAUUCGGGUUCUCUGGAGAAAGGUUGGGAGUAUUUCCACAUCAUGAAACAAGUAUACAACAUCAGCCCUGGACUAGACCAUUACUCUUGUAUGGUAGAUCUUCUUGGAAGAAAAGGAAAGCUCGAAGAAGCAUUAGAACUCAUCCGUAACAUGUCAGCUAAACCCGAUGCUGGCAUAUGGGGUGCAUUGCUAAAUGCCUGCAAGAUCCACCGUAAUGUAAAGAUAGCUGAGCAAGCCGCUGAGAGUCUUUUUAACUUAGAACCGCAAAUGGCAGCUCCUUAUGUAGAAAUGGCAAACAUAUAUGCAGCUGCUGGUAUGUGGGAUGGUUUUGCGAGGAUUAGAUCAAUUAUGAAACAGAGGAACAUUAAGAAGUAUCCAGGUGAAAGCGUGAUCCAGGUAAACGGAAAGAAUCACAGUUUCACUGUAGGAGAACAUGGUCAUGUAGAGAAUGAAGUCAUAUACUUUACGCUGAAUGGUUUGAGUUUGUUUGCCAAAGAUAAACACGUAUUGUAUAAAGAUGUGUACAAAGAACAAAGUUAUGAACUUUUCAUUUGA
Molecule: messenger RNA, 1965 nt
Organism: Arabidopsis thaliana (thale cress)
Lineage: Eukaryota; Viridiplantae; Streptophyta; Magnoliopsida; Brassicales; Brassicaceae
Product: Tetratricopeptide repeat (TPR)-like superfamily protein
Exons: 1
Coding region: 1-1965 (654 amino acids)
Biological process (GO): RNA modification
Cellular component (GO): mitochondrion
Molecular function (GO): RNA binding
Source: RefSeq, marked reviewed